UUUAUGCCUUUACGCUGUUUAUAGUGCAAACACGUGAACUUUAAAAAACGUGUAUUAACACAUUUAAUACAUAUAAUAAAUAUUAUUAUUAUUAUUUUGUUAAAGAAUUGGUAACAUAUUUAGAGGUGAAAAUAAGUGAUAGCAAAAAUUUGAAGAAAUUAAUAAAACACUAUACAACUUAAAAAAACAAAAAUUAAAAUGGAAGUAGAUCCUGUAAUUUCUGAUAAUGAAAUGGAAGGUGAAGAAGAGGAAGAAGAAGAAGAAGAAGACGAUGAAGAAGAUAGUUCUAAUGAAUCAAUGAAUGAAGAAGACAGUGAUGAUGAUGACAAUGAAGAAUGUAAAGAGGGUGAAGAAAAAAUUUAUCUACCAGGUCAACCAUUGAAAAAAGGCGAAGAUUUAGAUUAUGAUAAAAGUACAUACAGAAUGUUACAUCGUGCACAAACAGGAGCGCCUUGUCUUAGUUUUGAUGUUAUUCGAGAUAAUUUAGGAACAUCACGUGAAUCAUAUCCACUUUCAAUGUAUCUAUUAGCUGGAACACAAGCUGCAAAAGCUCAUGUUAAUAAUAUUCUAGUAAUGAAAAUAACAAAUUUAACUGGUAAAAAUGAAGAUGAAAUUAAUUCUGACGAUGAAUCAAAUGAUGAAUCGAGUGAUUCAGAAAAUGAAAGUGAAAAAAAUCCUAAAAUGAAAUUAGCAUUAAUAAAUCAUCAGGGAUGCGUUAAUAGAAUUAGAUGUACUCGAAUGAAUAAUACAACUUUAGCGGCAAGUUGGAGUGAAUUGGGACGUAUUAAUAUUUGGGAUUUAAAUGAACAAUUGAAAGCAUUGGACGAUCCUCAAUUAUUGGAAACUUAUAGAAAAAAAUCUGAAAAAUCAGAGAAUGCAGUGAAACCUCUUUUUACAUUUAAAGGACAUUUAACUGAAGGCUAUGGUUUAGAUUGGUGUCCAACUAAAGAUGGUUGUUUAGCAUCCGGUGAUUGUAAAGGUAAUAUUCACAUAUGGAAUUAUGGCGAAGGAAAUGAGUGGCACGUUGAUCAACGACCUUAUAAUUCACAUGCACCACAUAGUGUCGAAGAUUUACAAUGGUCUCCUAGUGAAAGAAAUGUCUUAGCCUCCUGUUCAGUGGACAAAAGUAUAAAAAUUUGGGAUACAAGAGCAAAUCCACAUUCUGCUUGUAUGAUAACAGCAGCAGAAGCUCAUACAGCUGAUAUAAAUGUUAUUUCUUGGAAUCGAAAAGAAUGUCGAUUUCUCGUGUCUGGUGGUGAUGAUGGAGUUGUUUCCGUAUGGGAUUUACGUCAAUUUAGCAGCGGUAAACCAACUCCUGUUGCAACAUUUAAACAUCAUACAGCGCCAAUUACAACAGUCGAAUGGCAUCCGGAGGAUGCAUCAGUUUUUGCCUCUGGUGGUGCUGACGAUCAAAUUGCACAAUGGGAUUUAUCAUUAGAAGUCGAUAAUGAACAAUCACAACAAAGUUCAGAAUUACUUCAUUUACCACCGCAACUUCUUUUUAUUCAUCAAGGACAAACUGACAUCAAAGAACUUCAUUGGCAUUCACAAUGUCCUGGAACACUCAUCUCAACAGCUCUAUCGGGUUUUAAUAUUUUUAGAACUAUUUCUGUGUAAUAAAUUAAAAUUUAUUUUUAAAAAAAUAAAAAAGAUUUUUAUAAAUUUA
Molecule: messenger RNA, 1666 nt
Organism: Leptopilina boulardi
Lineage: Eukaryota; Metazoa; Arthropoda; Insecta; Hymenoptera; Figitidae
Product: glutamate-rich WD repeat-containing protein 1
Exons: 4
Coding region: 199-1617 (472 amino acids)
Molecular function (GO): protein binding
Source: RefSeq, a predicted model, not a curated record